Messenger RNA from Dentiscutata erythropus, 357 nucleotides. The record is from the annotation of a GenBank genome assembly. Lineage: Eukaryota; Fungi; Glomeromycota; Glomeromycetes; Diversisporales; Gigasporaceae.
AUGGCCUCAAAUGUUGCUAAAACAAUUAACAUAGGAAUUACAAUUAGUAGUUCAUUAGAAACUUUCAGCCCUUUGCUUAAUGUAGUUUCUGAAAUCUUUAAAGAAAUAGUCAAAAUCGACGAAAAAACUCAAUGUAAUAAAAACAUAUUAAAAGCUAUAUUAGGUCGUAUGUUGUCUGCAGAAAUGGCCAUAAAAUUUAUGCUAGUGCAUAAAGAAUAUUUUAGAGAAAAAUUAUCGAAUUUAAAGUAUCAAGAAUCAUUACAUACGUUUAAAAAUAUAUUAGAUAAAAUAAAAAAUUUUGCAGAACGAAUAACUCAAUUGAGGGGCUCGAUAGAUGGGUUAAUUCUCAGGCAAUAG